GCCAAACUGAUCUGAAGAGCCCGCAGGAUAUUCAGGUUGAUGUUGUAAAUACAAAUUUUACUCUAAGGUGGAACUACACUGGGGAUGAUACCAAUGUGACAUUUUCAGCAGAAUACCGGUGGUUUGAAGAUUUUGAGGCAAAUGAAACGGAAUGGAAGGAGUUGCCUGGGUGUCAAAAUGUUACUCACACGGAAUGUGACUUUUCCUCAGCAAUAACUGAAUACUAUGAUACACAUCAAGUGCGUAUAAGGGCUGAAAGAAGGGAAGAAAUGUCUCCAUGGUCUAGCACUUUUGAAAUGAUUCCAUAUUUUACAGCUCGGAUUGGUCCCCCAGGAAUACAGUUGCAGUCCAUAAAUGGAGUCAUAAAAAUUAAGGUUUCUCCUCCAGAAGCCAAUCAAGUCCGAAAAAUGUGGAUAGCUGCUCUACGCUUUAAAUAUAAUCUAGUUAUCUGGGAAAAUUCGUCAAAUGCAGAGUUCAGAAGUCAAAGUAUUUUUCCUACUGACAUAAUUGAUGAUCUUGCACCAGAUACAACCUAUUGUUUGAAAGUUCAAGCAACUCUUCCUUUGGACUUGCAAGAAGGUUUAUUCAGUCCCAUUCAUUGUGUAAAAACUACCCGUAAAGUGACUGACUUACUCUGCGCAACAAAUGUGCGUGUUUUUGCAUUGAAUAUGAAGUUUCAUCUGCAUUGGAAUAAUCAGUAUAAACAACAUGUGAACUACAAUGUACAGUAUCUCAUUGGGUAUCUAAAGAAACUUCAUGAUGAUUACUCAGUGAAGUGGCUCAAUGUACUCGGAUGUGAAAACAUCACUGAUACACAAUGCAAUUUCUCAUCUAUCAUCACUACUACUACUGGAUUUUAUUAUCUCCGUGUGCAGGCCAUGAACGAAUAUAAUAAAUCAUGUUUGUCUAAUGAAGUAAAAGUAGAUCCUCUGGUAACAAAUGAAAUUGGCCCUCCUGGUGUAAAGGUGGACAUCAGUGAUGUUUUGCUCCAUAUCCAGAUUUCCCCUCCAGGAAGGUCUGAGAAUGAAGACAUGACAGACCAUUAUGACUUGUCUUACCGGGUUCUGUACUGGAAGAAUUCAUCGAAUAAUGAGGAGGAAAUCAAAAUGAAAGAGAUAAAACAGACAAUAGGGACAGUCUCUGAUCUAACACCCUCAACUUUGUACUGUGUAAAAGUACAAGCAUUCUCGGAAGCUUACAACAAAACCAGUGAUUACAGCAAAGAGGAAUGCAUCAAAACACCAGGAGAUAAAAUUUUACCUCUGAUCAUUUUAGCAACAUUUGUAACUGCCCUGAUUGCUGUCUUACUUGUGGCUACACCGCUUGUUUUUGUCCUGUAUCAAGCCUACAAUAAAAUCAAAUACGUGUUCUUUCCAUCAUGCCAGCCUCCUUUGAACAUAGAGGGUUUUGGAGGACAGCUCUUUAGCAGUCCUUAUCUGCCAACUACGGAGGAACCAACAGAAAUUUGUUCUAUAAUUGAGAGUAUCAUUACAGAAGAAGUUAAGCAAAUUGAUUUUAAAGACUACAAAGAUUCUAAACAGAGCAGUCGAGAUUCAGGAAAUUACUCUAACGAUGAUGAUACUUCAGGGAGCAAAGUGUCAGAAGAAACACUAGAAAAGGAAAUAGUACAACUUUAA
Cariama cristata (Red-legged seriema) is the source of this 1637-nucleotide messenger RNA. RefSeq names its product interferon (alpha, beta and omega) receptor 1 (gene IFNAR1). The record is from RefSeq and is a predicted model, not a curated record. The annotation marks the transcript as partial. Gene Ontology annotation, molecular function: protein binding. Lineage: Eukaryota; Metazoa; Chordata; Aves; Cariamiformes; Cariamidae. The transcript has 10 exons.